Molecule: messenger RNA, 864 nt
Organism: Periconia digitata
Lineage: Eukaryota; Fungi; Ascomycota; Dothideomycetes; Pleosporales; Periconiaceae
Source: the annotation of a GenBank genome assembly
UCGGCACACGGUUUUCGCGACACUCAUUAAUGGAGUCCAGAGGCGCAGCUCUCGUGGCACGGACCAUCGGUACGCCGUCUCGCGCGGUAUCAUGUAUAAGUCUACCAUUGCGAUUACAGAAAUAGAAUGAAUACGGCGUAGGCCGCGAUGUUUCUGGGGAGAUGAGUUUCUCUGUGGGUGAGAUAAAAGCGUGAUCGUCCUUGGUACUCUGAUGAUCUGAAAAUUUUGUUCCUCACUCCUUAUUUUCCUAUCUUGCGAAAUUCAUACAGAAAUUCAACCCGCACGCACAAUAACCACCAAUCCCCCCCCCCCCGCCCCCCAGAAAAAAAUUCCUACACAAUGAAUACCUCAAAACCCGCAGAUCCCACAUCCUCCUCGCAGACGUUCCAACAACGCACAUGUCCCAACAUGCGCUCCUGUUGGAACUUCUCCUACCACUCCUUCAGCCUGCGCACCUCCGACCGCCGCACUCUCUACCGACGUAUCAGCAUGAUCGUAAUUCUUCUUACUCGUCUCGCCCUCUCUAUCAUUUCAAUCUUUUUCCAUCUUUGGGGUGGGGAGUUGAUCAGCGUGAUUGUGGGAUCGAUACUAACAGUGCUGGGGUUUUUGUUUGUCGCGUGGUGCUUGACGGUCAUCGGAGAGGCGCAGGGAGGGAGAAAGGUUAUGGGGCUGAUGAUCAGACGAGGCGCGCUCGACAUCUUCCUUUGGAUUGUAGCGGAAGUCCACGUUGCGCUGCUGAUUAUUGGCGCAUUCUUCGGCUUUGGGAAUUGGAUGAGUAUUACGUGGACUGUCAUGUGGUUGGUAAUCUUUGGCGCUGCUUGGGUUUGUACCUGGACACCGGAUGAGGCGGAGAGUCAGGUUUAG